CCUCAUUCUGGAGUUUGCGUAAGGCCAUGGCGAAGAAAGGAAAUUUCAGCGCUUUCAGCCAAAUUCUUGGUGGUGAUCCGGCUCUGGCACUCAGCGGCACGGGUGUGAUGGCUCCUCUAUCAAUGGUACCAGUACAGCCAUUGCCUGAAGUUGUUGAUAUCAGCACUGCAGAGCAAGUGCCAGUUCCUAUUGCUUCACCAGACAUGCCGACUGAGGAAACCAAGCCACUGAUGGCUCAAAUGGUUGUAACAUCAGAAUUACUCAUAGCUCCAACUACUCAAAACAAUGAUGUCAUUGUAAAUAUGCGUCAAAAUGUAGAGGAGGCAGACUAUGCAGAGGUGCACAAAUGGCAGAAAAUAAGUCCCUCUGAGGAGAACACUAACAUGUCUAUCAUCUCUGGAAUGAUGAAUAAUGAGGUUGAGGAAACACAAGCCUUAAAUGAGCUUAUUAAACAGGUUGGAGCUGAAUUAGAUGAAUUUUAUGCAGACUCAAAGAGUCGGGGUCUAGGCGAAACUGACUUGUGUCCAAUUAAAAUGGAUUUGCAAGACCUGCGGGAUAUUGAUGAUUUCCAGGACAUGUAUGAUGACACUUCUUAUUCAAGCUUACAGUUGGCCAUGAAAAAUCCUGUGGAAUUAAUGGAUAGUUAUGAGCAGGCUCUUUCCACUCUCCCUCCAUCUACCCCUGUUCUUUUACAUACACCGUGUAGUACCCCUUCUAAAAGGGAGUCUCCUGAAAAGGUGCCUCCUUUGCCCCCUAAACGGGCAAAGAGGGCGCCUCAUGAGCUCCUUCCUCCUCCCCUACCUCCUUGCAAGCCCAUUCCUCCUCCUCCUCCUCCAGAAAUAAAAUCGCCCAAAUCUCCCAAAGCAACUUUCUUUUCUAAACUUUUCUCCAAAAAGAGUCCUGAAAAGAAGAAGAAUGUGAAAGUUGUGAACCUUUCUCGGGGAAGCAGUAUGCGCAGUCCUACACGCCCGACAACUGUGGCUAGGAAUAAUAUUGGAGCUAGCAUGGGUAAUUUGUCCCGUUUUCCUGAUGGUGAAGACAGCAUUUUUAUUAGUCUUCGUGGUAGUCUGGAAAGAGAUGCGCCUAUGAUGACUCAGCCUACAAUGACUGUAGCUGAUCAAGAAAACAAUAAUAUCUUGUUAAAUGAUGUAAAUGAUGUUCUAACCGGUCUCACUGAAGCUGAACAUCUUGAUUUGUAUACUGACAUGGCCCCUCGUGCAACUGUAUCCGAAUUUGAUGAAAUGUCAUCUUACUACAGUCCUGUUGAAGGAGGGAGAAUAUUGAUGCCUGAAAGGGCAAAGAUGGCUAUGAACACCCAAGGCGUUUGAACUUGACUGGACAUCGCCUUUGGAUUUAAAUUUGUUAAUUACUUCAUUUUCAGUCAUGUAAAUCUGAAAAGAAGUUUGUCUUGGCUUCUGGGCCAGUACUGUUUGAGAAAGUUUGUGGAUUGAUUGAUUGUGAGGACAGGCUUUUGUACGUGUUAUGUGGGAACUUGGAAUUAUUCCCAUAGUUUGAGAAGUAAUACUGAAGAGUUGGUUAAAUAGAUUGAAAAUGGUUUGCUUGUUGGACUAACAUGUCACUUAACCCACAUGACUAGUUUGUAUCUUGUUCAAUGUAUACCCAAUAUUGAUAAACAUCUCAUGUUGUGUUCAUUUGGAUACAUUUGACACAAACUAUGUGGUCAAGGCUGGGAAGUGAUUAGGUUUGUCUGCCUGAAUGUGAAUGGUUUGAUAAUAUAUAUCAUCUGUUGGAGAUUAUGGGCUGAAAGAGCAGUUUAUCUGCCUUUGCCCUAGAUCAGUGAUAUAGUGUUUUACAUAAUUGUAUUGUUCAAAAAAGACAUGCAUAUUGUUUGUCUUAUACAAUUUGAUAAUUUGUGAGUACCAAGGAGAGAUUGUGUGUCAUAAGAAAAUCAAAUUUAGUGGCUUGUCAUCAAGCCAAAAUGAGAUUGACUUAACUGUAACAUUUGAUUGUUUAUUAUUCCUUGAAGACUUGUUAUACACUAUUAUUUAUUGUUUUUGUAUUUUUCUCUUGUUUUUUGUGUUCUCCAAGGGUACUCAAUUUGUACUCCAUCAUAAAUAGUCAUUUCAAGAGUUUUGAAAGUACCUGUCUCACAGGUCCACUUGUUUCCCCUGAACUAAUCAAUCACAGUUUAGUGGGCUGGUAAUGGCAUUGUUUUCCUCCUGCGUUCUUACCAGGUUUUUGUUGUUAUGUUAAAUUUGAAUUUAAGUGUUUGCACGCACAUUCACAAGCAGGAUGGAUUUGCUUUCAGUAUUUGUUUAUUUUAGGGUUAAUAUUUAAUCAUUAACCUCAGGACCAGAUAAUGAAUCUGACUUAGGUUCUUAAAUAUUGGAGACAAUUUUUGAGGAUUACCUACUUACUUAAUGUUAAUUCUAAGUUCAUGUAAAUUUGUCACUGUGCAGUAGCAAUGCUUCUAAGACUCUAGUCACAAUGCAUUUGUCUUAGACAGAAUCUACUCUUCCUUUCACAUCCUACAUGUACUAGUAGAACCAUUGGAUACCUCAAUCACAUGUUGUGAAACCAAAUUUUAAACAAGUCUGAUAUCCGCCCAGUCCUUGUAUUUGUAUUCACACCUUAGUUACCAUAGCAUGGUAUUUUUUAUACUUGUGAUUGUGAUUGGUAAGAAAUAUUAAGUGCCUAAUCAUUUUGUUGAUUGUUAGCUUAACUUACUGCAUUGGCUGAUCAGUGAAUUUAUGCUAGUUUUUGAGCUGCUACUCGUUACAUUUUCUAGUCAUUUGGAACUUUUUAGUGUCUUUGAUGUGAUCUAACUAACAUUUUUUUUUGUUUGCCUUUGUUAUUUAUUUGCACAAUCUAUUGGUAGUGUGUUAAGACUUUUUUUUCAUAAGAACUGAUUUGUUUUUUGUUUUUUGUUUUUUCA
Molecule: messenger RNA, 2896 nt
Organism: Frankliniella occidentalis (western flower thrips)
Lineage: Eukaryota; Metazoa; Arthropoda; Insecta; Thysanoptera; Thripidae
Product: embryonic polarity protein dorsal-like
Exons: 1
Coding region: 27-1328 (433 amino acids)
Source: RefSeq, a predicted model, not a curated record